Messenger RNA from Hyaloscypha bicolor E, 1081 nucleotides. RefSeq lists its product as uncharacterized. The record is from RefSeq and is a predicted model, not a curated record. Bases 55 to 630 code for a protein of 191 amino acids. The transcript has 4 exons. Lineage: Eukaryota; Fungi; Ascomycota; Leotiomycetes; Helotiales; Hyaloscyphaceae.
UCUUCUAUCUUACAUUUUCGCUAUUUUCCGGAGAAAACGGACGCUGUCACGUGAAUGCGUCUGUGCGGGAACACCAAACUUCGGGAAUACCAAAACUUUAGGCCCGCUCCACAGCUCCGCAGGCUCCCAAUGAACACCCUUCCUUUAAACCGGCUACGCUGCUCCGGGUGCAAGUCCUUUCGCCCAAUUACAAGCUUCCCUUUUCACGAGAACGGAUAUCGACUUUAUACUUGCGAAAUCUGCCUUAUACGAAAGCACGACCAAUACCGUAAAGCUACGGGCGAGUUUAUACAAGAAAGGCACGACCGGCGGGUCUUACGGGCGAAGAGAGCAAAGCUACGGGCACAAAAGCGUGGGAUAUGGGAUCCUGUGGACUUGGAGAAGGCAUUAGCAGAAGGAGAAGCCCAAAGGGAGGCUUGGGACGAGUGGAGGGAGUUCCAGGCUCGAUUACAAGACGACGAAUGGCAGUGGGAUAAAGAGGAGAAGCAGUGGGAGAUAGAGCAAGAGAGGAAAUGGGAAGAGAACGAUCCGUUUACGGACGAGUAUAAGAGGGGGAAGCAGGAGCAAGAGCAAGAGCAGGAGCAGGAGCAGGAGCAGGAGGAAGCGUGGUACUGGCUUACGGCUAGCUAAUAUUUGGAGAUAUAAAGGGAGGAAGGGCUUGCGGAUAAAGAGGAUAUACCUACGGAUGAAGAAGAAGGACCUGCGAAUAAAGAGGAGGAACUUGCGGACGAAGAGGUAUCUGUAAAUUAAUUUACAGACGAGCCUAUGGCCCAAUACUGCUCUAGUUGUAAUCAAAAACGCCCCCCUUCUGAAUUUGGAUACUUCUUUACGUGCUCUAUAUGCCGAAAACGGAAGCAAAAGUCAAACCGUUGACGUGGGAUUUAAAGAAAGGAGCAAGCAAGGGUAUCGAGACUUGAAAAUAAGCCUAUAAGAGACGAGCUUCAAAGACAUAUACAAGUACGUACUAGGGAAUCGGGCGAGCAGGAGCUUAGAGAGGCAAGGGCAAGAGAACGCUACGGGUGUCUUAUAAAAGACGAUAGAAAACAGCCUUUAGAAGUUAAUAAUUAUUUAAAUAAAAGCC